This is a messenger RNA of Closterium sp. Naga37s-1, 825 nucleotides long. Lineage: Eukaryota; Viridiplantae; Streptophyta; Zygnematophyceae; Desmidiales; Closteriaceae. The record is from the annotation of a GenBank genome assembly.
UGCGAGUCCUGCAGGACUUGCAGCAAGCGUGGGGGCUGAAUGUCUCUGGAUGGGUGGCUGGGGGGGAAUGCGACUUGGCCUACCAUGUGUUCUGCGAUGACCAAGGCAUGGUGACCUACAUAUUUCUCGACGACAACGCUCUGAGUGGGUCUAUUCCAUCCACCAUCGGCAGAAUGAGCAGCCUCGAAACAUUGUCUCUUUACGACAAUUCUCUGAGCGGGUCUAUUCCAUCCACCAUCGGUAGCCUGAGCAACCUCGAGUCAUUGUCUCUUUGGAACAACAAACUGAAUGGGUCUAUUCCAUCCACCAUCGGCAGCAUGAGCAACCUUGCACACCUGAUUCUUGACCACAAUUCUCUGAGCGGGUCUAUUCCAUCUGCCAUCGGCAACAUGAGAAACCUCUUUUGGUUGUAUCUUAACCACAAUGCGCUGACUGGGUCCAUUCCAUCUACCAUCGGCAACAUGACAAACCUCCAAGACUUUGACGUCAGCCAGAACAACCUCACGGGCCAACUCCCUCCAACAAUAGGCAACCUCAAACUUCUUUCAUACCUUGAUAUUAGCCAGAACAACCUCACUGGCCAACUCCCACCAACAAUUGGCAGUCUCACUCAUCUUUCAUAUCUUGACAUCAGCCAGAACAACCUCACUGGCCAACUCCCACCUGCAAUAGGAAGUCUCACUAAUCUUACAUACCUGAACAUGUCUUCGACUGCAAUCACAUGCCCUCCUGACUACAGAAGCUGCGUGGUCCCACAGACCACUUCAAGUGCUUUCUGCAGCCAGUGCGGCUCCUUCUGCACCACAUGUGACAAGCCACCACCAG